Molecule: messenger RNA, 2957 nt
Organism: Urocitellus parryii (Arctic ground squirrel)
Lineage: Eukaryota; Metazoa; Chordata; Mammalia; Rodentia; Sciuridae
Gene: Cd36
Product: CD36 molecule (CD36 blood group)
Biological process (GO): receptor-mediated endocytosis; long-chain fatty acid import into cell; low-density lipoprotein particle clearance
Cellular component (GO): cell surface; caveola; cytoplasm
Molecular function (GO): low-density lipoprotein particle receptor activity; scavenger receptor activity; low-density lipoprotein particle binding
Source: RefSeq, a predicted model, not a curated record
UUUGAUCCAGCACUUGCAACAAACAGACUGGAGUCAUCAGUGUUAUUCUGUGGUCUUCCAACAGCAUUUUCAAAAUACGUUAAUAUUCGUGGCCUUGCACUCUCUCAUCGGACUUCUAACCGUUCCUCUGGCAGCAAACCACACACUGGAAUCUGACGUUGUAGUUUUUUUUUUUUUUCUUUUUUCUUUUUUUUUUUUUUUAAGCAUAUUUAAACUCUAACACACACAUGCUGGUAAGGGUUUCAGGAUAGGAUUUUUCUGCAGUAGGUCAUUUGGUCCUAUGAAGAAUUGUCUGUUCAAAUGUUGGAGUAUUUGACUGAAAAUUCCUUAAUAACUCUUUUAAAGCCCAAGGGAAUAAAAUCUACAAAAGGAAUCUAUUUAUAACCUAUAAACUGAAUAGGCAGCAACUGAUGUACCUAUAGAAUCAAGAAAGGUAUUUUAUAAUGAUUAGAAGUAUCGAUUCUUUCUGCUAAUCACCAGGUGAUUUCCUGUAAAACCCAUAUCUUGCUGUUUGUGAAUAAGAACCACACCUUGUAGAAAACACCUUAAUCAUACCUGAGAGUUUAAAAGAAAACAGGUGCUUAACAUCAAUUCUUCUCCUGCACAAGAAAAAUGGGCUGUGACCGGAACUGUGGCCUCAUCACUGGGGCUGUCAUUGGUGCAGUCCUGGCUGUGUUUGGAGGUAUUCUAAUGCCAGUUGGGGAUAUGCUUAUUGAGAAGACGAUUAAAAAGGAAGUUGUCCUUGAAGAGGGUACAACGGCUUAUCAAAACUGGGUUAAAACAGGCACAGAAGUUUACAGACAGUUUUGGAUCUUUGAUGUGCAAAAUCCACAGGAAGUGGUAGUGAACAGCAGCAACAUUAAGGUUAAACAAAGAGGUCCUUACACAUACAGAGUUCGUUUUCUAGCCAAGGAGAAUAUAACUCAUGAUUAUGAGGACAACACAGUCUCUUUCGUUCAGCCCAAUGCUGCAAUCUUUGAACCUUCACUGUCAGUUGGAACCGAGAAUGACACAUUCACAGUUCUCAAUCUAGCUGUAGCAGCUGCACCCCAUAUCUAUCAAAAUGCAUUUGUUCAAGUGGUGCUCAAUUCACUUAUCAAAAAGUCAAAAUCUUCUAUGUUCCAAACCAGAACUUUGAGAGAACUGUUGUGGGGCUACAAGGAUCCAUUCUUGAGUUUGGUUCCAUACCCUAUUACUACCACAGUUGGUGUGUUCUUUCCUUACAAUGAUACUGCUGAUGGAGUUUAUAAAGUCUUCAGUGGAAGAGAUAACAUAAACAAUGUUGCCAUAAUAGACACUUAUAAAGGUAAAAGGAAUCUCUCCUACUGGCCAAGUUAUUGCGACAUGAUUAAUGGUACAGAUGCAGCUUCGUUUCCACCUUUUGUUGAGAAGACUCGAUUAUUGCAGUUCUUUUCCUCUGAUAUUUGCAGGUCCAUCUAUGCUGUAUUUGGAUCUGAAAUUGACCUGAAAGGAAUCCCUGUGUAUAGAUUUGUUCUUCCAGCAAAGGCCUUUGCAUCUCCAGUUGAUAAUCCAGACAACCAUUGUUUCUGCACAGAAAAAAUUAUCUCAAAAAAUUGUACAUCCUAUGGUGUUCUAGACAUUGGCAAAUGCAAAGAAGGUAAACCUGUAUACAUCUCGCUUCCUCAUUUUCUACACGCAAGUCAUGAUGUUUCAGAACCUAUAGAAGGCUUAAAUCCAAAUGAAGAAGAACAUAGUACAUUCUUGGAUGUUGAACCUAUAACUGGAUUCACUUUACAAUUUGCAAAACGGCUACAAGUCAACAUAUUGGUCAAGCCAGCAAAAAAAAUUGAAGCAUUAAAGAACCUGAAGAAAAAUUAUAUUGUGCCUAUACUUUGGCUUAAUGAGACUGGUACUAUUGGCGAUGAGAAGGCAGAAAUGUUCAAAAGUAAAGUGACUGGAAAAAUAAAACUCCUUGGCCUGGUAGAAAAUAUCUUACUCGGUGUUGGGGUGGUGAUGUUUGUUGCAUUUAUGAUUUCAUAUUGUGCAUGCAGAUCAAAGAGGAGUGGUAAAUGAGUCUGCACUUAAAUACCAGCUACAUCAAGACCUUUGGUGAUACCAGUCUACAAAAUGGAUAUUUAAUGCUUUAUUUUUACAAAACACACAUUAUCCUUUAGUUGAAGAAAUGGUGGCACUUUCUCUCUAUAUAUUUUUUUGCACUAAGCUGCAUCACAUUUCAAAAAGAUUAGGAUGUCAUUAAAAUCUAUACUUUGAACAGAAAAAGGCAUCUUUUAAAAUUCAUCAUUUAUACAACAGAGUUGUUUUCAGUUUCUUCAGACCUGGCUCUAGCAUGAAAUGAUUGUUUUUACUUGGUUCUGGUGGUAAAGGAGACGAAGUGGACAUUAUAAACAAAUCCUGGGCUCCCAACUCCCAUCUUUCUCAUGAACGGUGAAAAACCCAUUCACACUCAGAGGAGUGUCCCUGAUAACUGGCAACAGACAGACCUCAGGAAUGUCAGUACAUUGCAUUUCAUGAGCAUCAAAUGUUUUGAAAGACAUUUAAAAAUGGAAAAUGAGUGAUUGGCUUAUGAGCCAUUUAUUACAGCUUAAAUUCCUUUCUCUAUGUAAUCCUUUGUACAGCAGACAUCAAAGCCACUUUUGUACUUUAUAACAAUGGGCUUAUAUUGUUUGUCACUGAUCCUGCAGAUGGUCAUAAUUUUUCACACACUGUAGCUCUUUGUAUUUUAAGUACUUCGUUAUGUUUUCAUGUUGUAUAGCUCUUCUGGAAGUGAAUAGAUUUUGUCUUUCCAUUUAGCUGCAACAUAUGCCUGGCAACCUCAGAAUGCUGUUCUAGUAUUAAGAGAUGUAUAUGAUAUAAACUAAUUAAUGUAUGGAAUGUUACAGAGAGAAUAUAAGCAUUAAAUGUUAUUUGUUGUAAUAGUUCUUGCUUUCAUAGUUGCCUCAGAAAUACUGGUUUCGAGCAUUAAAAGAUAUUCUUCC